Molecule: messenger RNA, 3700 nt
Organism: Planococcus citri (citrus mealybug)
Lineage: Eukaryota; Metazoa; Arthropoda; Insecta; Hemiptera; Pseudococcidae
Gene: Acsl
Product: Acyl-CoA synthetase long-chain
Exons: 13
Coding region: 278-2416 (712 amino acids)
Biological process (GO): long-chain fatty-acyl-CoA metabolic process; long-chain fatty acid metabolic process; neuron differentiation
Cellular component (GO): endoplasmic reticulum; lipid droplet; plasma membrane
Molecular function (GO): palmitoyl-CoA ligase activity
Source: RefSeq, a predicted model, not a curated record
UUAUUGGUGGAUGGUGGGUGAAUGAUUGUAUAUUUUUUGUGGGAAUACGGUAUUGUAAUGUUGUAUAAAAAUUAACACGAAUUAGUGUUUUAUGUGAUCGAGUGCGAUAAUAAUCGUUGUAUUUUUAUCAUUUUAAAAGUAAAGUGUCAAUCAGUUUUGUGUUGAAUAUUCGUUGGUCAAAAACUGUGUUAUGAAUUGAACUUUUCGUACGAAAAGAUCGGAUCCUACUGCUCGAGCUUAUGCCGAAAUUAUAAAACUUGAUCAUCUCUCAGAUUAAAUGGAGCAAGAAUCAAAUGCCACUUGGGUGGAAGGCGCUAUAGGCGCAGUGAAAGCUAUCACGUUUAUAUGCGAUGUGAUCACAUAUCCUGUAUAUCUUUUACUACAAAGACCAUGGGAGAAAAGACGACAGUCGUCCAAACCAAAGGGUAAAAUAAUUUCGGCUGAUCAAAAAGCAAUCACCGUUCGAACCCUGGCGACGCCUCAAGAAAGUCAUACGUUAUUGGUGAAAAAUGAAAUCGACACGAUGGAAAAAGUAUUACGUUACGCGGUGAAAAAAUACCCCGAUAAGAAAUGCUUGGGAACGAGGGAAAUUCUGGCCGAAGAAGACGAAGAACAGCCAGACGGAAGGAUUUUCAAAAAGUAUAAAAUGGGCGACUACAUCUGGACAUCGUUUUCGGAAACCGACGUAAUCGCCGCGAAUUUCGGUAAAGGCCUCGUUGCCUUGGGACAAGAACGAUACAAGAACAUCGUUAUUUUCGGAGAAACACGUGCUCAGUGGCUAAUCGCUGCUCAAGCAUGUUUCAAACAGAAUUUCCCAGUUGUUACCAUUUACGCGACCCUGGGAGAAGACGCUAUUGCGCAUGGAAUAAACGAAACCGAAGUAUCGUUCGUCAUCACGACGCACGAUUUGUUGCCAAAAUUUAAAAACAUCCUGAAAUUCACUCCCAAGGUGAAAACGAUCAUUUAUAUGGAAGAUCAGUUAUCAGAGACCGAUACCACUGGAUUACGAGAAGAUGUCAACGUCAUCGCAUUCAAAGAAGUCAUCAAAAAAGGAGAAUCGCUUAAAAUUGAAAAUUCGCCUCCUAAAUCAACCGAUACUGCUAUAAUUAUGUACACGAGCGGUUCAACGGGUGUUCCAAAAGGUGUAAUAUUAACUCACGAAAACAUUGUUAGCACAUUGAAAGGAUUCUCGGACGCUGUUCCAAUUAAAUCGAACGAUAUUUAUUUAGCAUAUUUACCAUUAGCUCACGUAUACGAAUUAUUAUCAGAAUACAUGUGUCUAUUUUCUGGUGUUCCUAUCGGAUACUCGACGCCUUUGACCAUGGUAGACACGUCUAGUAAAAUUAUGCGUGGCACGAAAGGAGACGCGUCAGUGUUAAGGCCAACUAUUAUCACAGCAGUACCGUUAAUUUUAGAUCGAAUUUACAAAGGCAUUAAUGAUAAACUAAAUCACGGCCCCGCUGUUAAAAAGUCUUUGUUUUAUUUCGCCUACAAUUACAAAAAGAAGUGGGUUAGGAAAGGAUUUUCCACUCCGCUUAUCGACAGCGUUAUAUUUAGUCAAGUUAAACAAGCUUUGGGAGGAAGGGUACGAAUAAUUGUCUCUGGCGGAGCUCCACUGUCUCCCGACACGCACGAAUUUAUUAAAACCUGUUUAUGUAAUACUGUUGUCCAAGGAUAUGGCUUGACAGAAACUUGCGCCGCAGCUACAGCCAUGGAUUUGGACGAUAUGACUAUGGGUCGAGCUGGAUCGCCGUUGACCGUUUGCGAUAUUAGAUUAACCGAUUGGGAUGAAGGAAAUUAUAGAGUAUGUGAUAAGCCCUAUCCGAGAGGUGAAAUUAUCAUAGGAGGAAACAACGUAUCGCCAGGAUAUUAUAAAUUAGAUGACAAAACCAAAGAAGACUUCUUUACCGAAGAUGGUUGUAGAUGGUUUAAAACCGGAGAUAUCGGCGAAUAUCAUCCAGAUGGUGUUAUUAAAAUUAUCGAUCGUAAGAAAGAUUUAGUCAAAUUACAAGCCGGCGAAUACGUAUCUUUAGGCAAAGUAGAAACUCAACUAAAAACGUGUCCGGUCGUUGAAAACAUCUGCGUUUACGGUGACGCCCGAAAAGACUACACGGUCGCAUUGAUCGUUCCGAAUCCGGUCACGUUGAAGGAAAUCGGAGAAAAAUACGGAUUCGACAAAGAAACAUCGAUAGAUCAAUUAUGCGAAGAUUCCAGAGUCGAAAGAGAAGUAUUACAUCAAGUUGUCAUGCAUGGUAAAAAAUGUAAAUUACAAAAAUUCGAAAUUCCGGCCGCCAUUAAAUUAUGUAAAGAAGUAUGGUCUCCCGACAUGGGCUUGGUAACCGCUGCUUUCAAACUGAAGAGGAAAGAAAUCCAAGAACGAUACCAGCACGAAAUAAAUCGCAUGUACGCGUCCUGAUCGUAAAACCAGUCGGAAUUGCUUAGUGUAACCAUCCGACGCCCGCUUUUGCAAAAUAGUUAUAAGACAAUCUUGUAUAUAAGAAUGCUAUUUUUAUAAUAGGAAGGUUUUAGGAAAAAAAAAUAUUGUACCGGAGGUAAAACGCAAUGUAUAAAGGGUACUCGCAUCGACCCACAAAAAAUAUAAAUUUUUCGCUCAAUGUAUUUGUAUAAAAAUAAUGUAUGUACUUAAGUGAUGAAAUUAUUUUAUUUACGCCGAUUGUUUUUAGUACAAAAGAAGUGCGCUAAUAUCUAUUAAGUUAGUACUAGUAACAAUUAGGUUUCAUUUAUUCUUUUUUUUUCUCGAUAUUUAUCUGUGAUAGUUUAUUUAUUCUUUUAAAUUUUCUUCUUCUUUUUUUUUUUGUAGUGCUAUUUUCUUUUACGCGAAGUAGUAGUAUUAUCAACGAACAAAUAUGCUCGAUAAGGAGUUCGUAUAUUCAACGACGAGUUCGUGUAAACAAAACACUCGAGAUUGAUGUGUAAUGGUUUUUCUUUUUGUGGAAUGUGAAUUAUUGUAUUACGCCUAUGAAAUUAAUUUCGAUGGAUAAUUUUUACGUUUGGUCGAAUUUGGUAUGUUUUGUUAUGGAGUGGCUUGCGAUGAUGUAAUAGAUUUUUAAUUAAUGUGUUUUUUUGUUUUUGUUUAAAUGAUUCGAUUUUGAAUUCAUCGUACGAACGUAAGCGCACGAUUACCUCUUUGCUACUAAAAUUUUGUAUAAAUGUACGCAUAAGUUUUUACAAUUUCAAUUAUGGUGUUGGUAUAUUUACGUGUUGUAUCUGAGAAGAAAAAAAAUCGUCUAUUACGGAAAUACUACAAUUUUGUUUCUUAUAUAAUGCUGUACAAAGUAGUUACUGAGCUUAUUAUUCAACGUGACGUUUUUAAUUUUAAUUUUCAAAUUGCCAAUUGAACGUUGUAAAUUGUACUUAAUUUUUAUUAUAUUUUUUUCCUCUUUUUUUUUUGUUCAAAUUAUACGUACGUAUUUUAUAUUAUAAUGAAUUGUAAAAAAAAAAAAAAUUAUAACUGUAAUGUAUAUUAAUGUUGGAAAAGCGUCAAGUGCUGAGUUUUAUAUCAAUUUAGGCAAUAUAUGUGCAUAUCUAUGUGUUUAAUUAAUACUAAUGAGCUGCGUUUAUAAUAUUUAUUUACGUGCGGUUUGUUUCGUUUUAUUGAGAUUUUUACAUCGUGAACUGUUUUAUUUACAUAAAUGUGUUGUGAUUGAGUUUGGUACAUUAUAUAGCGUUGAAAAAAUAA